Molecule: messenger RNA, 1479 nt
Organism: Pipistrellus kuhlii (Kuhl's pipistrelle)
Lineage: Eukaryota; Metazoa; Chordata; Mammalia; Chiroptera; Vespertilionidae
Gene: OPRD1
Product: opioid receptor delta 1
Exons: 3
Coding region: 161-1336 (391 amino acids)
Biological process (GO): G protein-coupled opioid receptor signaling pathway; neuropeptide signaling pathway
Cellular component (GO): membrane; neuron projection
Molecular function (GO): neuropeptide binding; G protein-coupled enkephalin receptor activity
Source: RefSeq, a predicted model, not a curated record
CGGCGGGCGGGGGCGGCGCGGGGGCGGCGCGGAGGCGGCGGGGCGGCGGGGCGCUUAGCGGGCGGCGUCGGGGCCUCGGCCUCAGCCCUCGGCGCGCUCCGAGCUCCGGGCGCUGCGCCCAGGGCGCACGGCGGGGAGAGCGCGGCGCCGGCCGCCCGCCAUGGAGCCGGCCCCCGCCGCCGCCGCCGGGCUGCAGCCCCCGCUCCUCGCCACGGCCCCGGACGCCUUCCCCAGCGCCUUCCCCACCGCCUUCCCCGGCGGCUUCCCGGGCGCCAUCCCCACCGCCUUCCCCGGCGCCCUCCCCAGCGCGGCCGCCAACGCGUCCGGGCCGCCCGGCGGCCGCAGCGCCUCGUCCCUCGCGCUGGCCAUCGCCAUCACCGCGCUGUACUCGGCCGUGUGCGCCGUGGGGCUGCUGGGCAACCUGCUCGUCAUGUUCGGCAUCAUCCGGUACGCGAAGAUGAAGACAGCCACCAACAUCUACAUCUUCAACCUGGCCUUGGCAGACGCCUUGGCCACCAGCACGCUGCCCUUCCAGAGCGCCAAGUACCUGAUGGAGACGUGGCCCUUCGGGGAGCUGCUCUGCAAGGCCGUGCUCUCCAUCGACUACUACAACAUGUUCACCAGCAUCUUCACGCUCACCAUGAUGAGCGUGGACCGCUACAUUGCCGUCUGCCACCCUGUCAAGGCCCUGGACUUCCGCACACCCGCCAAGGCCAAGCUCAUCAACAUCUGCAUAUGGGUCCUGGCGUCAGGUGUUGGUGUGCCCAUCAUGAUCAUGGCUGUGACCCGUCCCCGGGACGGAGCGGUGGUGUGCACGCUCCAGUUCCCCAGCCCCAGCUGGUACUGGGACACGGUGACCAAGGUCUGCGUGUUCCUCUUCGCCUUCGUGGUCCCCAUCCUCAUCAUCACCGUGUGCUACGGGCUGAUGCUGCUGCGCCUGCGCAGCGUGCGCCUGCUGUCGGGCUCCCGGGAGAAGGACCGCGGGCUGCGGCGCAUCACGCGCAUGGUGCUGGUGGUGGUGGGCGCCUUCGUGGUGUGCUGGGCGCCCAUCCACGUCUUCGUCAUCGUCUGGACGCUGGUGGACAUCGACCGCCGCGACCCGCUCGUGCUGGCCGCGCUGCACCUGUGCAUCGCGCUGGGCUACGCCAACAGCAGCCUCAACCCGCUGCUCUACGCCUUCCUGGACGAGAACUUCAAGCGCUGCUUCCGCCGCCUCUGCCGCUGGCCCUGCGGCCGCCCCGAGCCCGGCGCCUUCGGCCGCGCCCGGGAAGCCACCGUCCGCGAGCGGAUCACCGCCUGCACCCCGUCCGAGGGUCCCGGGGGCACCGCUGCCUGACCGGCCCGGCCGGCGCACGGCGCGCCCCUCCGGAGGGACCUGGAGGCCACACCGAGGGCGAAGGGGGGGUGGCGGGGGCCAGGGAGCCGCAGGAGGAUGGGGGGGGGGGGCUCUGUUUUGAAAAACAGACCCAGGUUUGAGAG